Molecule: messenger RNA, 3005 nt
Organism: Trichosurus vulpecula (common brushtail)
Lineage: Eukaryota; Metazoa; Chordata; Mammalia; Diprotodontia; Phalangeridae
Gene: XYLB
Product: xylulokinase
Exons: 19
Coding region: 151-1749 (532 amino acids)
Biological process (GO): D-xylose metabolic process; xylulose metabolic process
Cellular component (GO): cytosol
Molecular function (GO): D-xylulokinase activity
Source: RefSeq, a predicted model, not a curated record
ACACACGCACGCACGCAGUGACACACACAACGCGAGCGCGCGCGCACACAGUGACACCCUCACUCACACACGCCCACACCAGAGGUGGCGUGCACCACAUCUCCGACGCCAGCCGGCUCGCAGCGCGUUGUGCUCCCCACCUCCAUUGCCAUGGCAGAGGGUGCCUACCUAGGAUGGGACUUCAGCACCCAGCAGGUGAAGGUAAUUGCUGUUGAUGAAAAACUGAAUGUCACCUAUGAGGAGAGCAUUAAUUUUGAUAAAGAGCUUCCAGAAUUUGGGACCCAGGGUGGAGUGCAUGUUCACAGUGACAAGCUCAGAGUGACUUCUCCUGUUUUAAUAUGGGUCAAGGCCUUGGAUGUAAUCUUGGAGAAGAUGAAGUCUUCUGGUUUCAACUUUUCUCGAGUCAGAGCGUUGUCUGGGGCUGGCCAGCAACAUGGAAGUGUGUACUGGAAAAGAGGGGCCUGCCAAACUUUGAGGAAUUUAUCACCUGAUCUUUCUUUACACCAGCAAUUAAAGUCCUCUUUCUCAGUCCCUGACUGCCCCAUCUGGAUGGACUCUAGCACCACAAUGGAAUGCCGCAACUUGGAGAAGGCUGUUAAAGGAGCCCAGAAUCUCAGCGAUAUCACCGGGUCCCGGGCCUAUGAGCGUUUUACAGGAAACCAGAUAGCAAAGAUUUUCAAGGAGAACCCCGAUGCCUACUCACAAACUGAGAGAAUUGCUUUGGUUAGUAGUUUUGCAGCUUCCCUGUUUCUUGGAUCCUAUACACCCAUUGAUUACAGUGAUGGUUCUGGGAUGAAUUUAUUGGACAUACGUAAAAAAUCCUGGUCCCAGCCCUGCCUAGAUGCGUGCGCACCUGAGUUAGAGGAGAAACUUGGACCAGUGGUACCCUCAAGUUCAGUACUGGGACCUAUUUCUUCUUAUUAUACUCGGCGUUAUGGUUUCAACUCUGAAUGUAAAGUGAUAGCCUUCACUGGAGACAAUCCAGCAUCAUUAGCUGGAAUGAGACUGGGAGAAGGUGACAUUGCAGUAAGCCUUGGCACCAGCGAUACACUGUUUCUUUGGAUCAAGGAGCCAACCCCUGCUUUAGAAGGCCACAUCUUCUGCAACCCUGUUAAUUCUCAAGAGUAUAUGGCCCUUUUGUGCUUUAAGAAUGGGUCUCUGAUGAGAGAAAAGGUCCGAGAUGAAUCCGCUUCAGGUUCCUGGGAUGAGUUCUCCACAGCUCUACGAUCCACUGAAAUUGGAAAUAAUGGAAAUCUGGGUUUUUAUUUUGAUGUGAUGGAAAUUACUCCAGAGAUCACUGGGCAUCACAGGUUUAAUGCAGACAAUCAGAAGGUAUUAAACUUUCCCAAAAAGAUGGAGAUCCGAGCUUUGAUUGAAGGACAGUUCAUGGCCAAAAGGAUUCAUGCUGAAAACCUAGGCUAUAGAGUUGUGCCAAGUACCAAGAUUCUGGCUACUGGAGGAGCUUCACAUAAUAAAGACAUCUUACAGGUUUUGUCCGAUGUGUUCAAUGCCCCAGUGUACACUAUUGAAACUGCCAAUUCCGCUUGUUUGGGAUGUGCUUAUAGAGCAAUUCAUGGCCUUGGAGUAGGGGAAAAUGUCUCCUUUGCUGAUGUUGUGAAAUUAGCCCCGGAGCCCAGAUUAGCUGCCACACCAACUGCUGGAGCAGCCCAGGUCUAUGAGCCACUCCUCAAGAGGUAUGCUGAGUUGGAGCAGCAAAUCGUCCUGCGGUCUCAUGCACCACCCAACUGAAAAGUCAGGUUCCUAAGAGGCUGCCCCAGAAUUGCCAUGAAUGUUGAAAAGAGGAAUCAACAUGUUUUGAAAUUUCCUGUGAUUGUUCCCGUUUCAUCCGCUGGUUAAUCAAGCAUAAUGAAUAGGGGUCCAAUUCAACAGUCUCCUCCUCCAGGAAGCUGCCUUUCACCACUCUGGUCUACACUGAGCCCUCCUCUGACCUCACAGCAAACCUGAUUGUGCACUGCCAUCAACUGCUGUCUGUUUCAGUGAUGAAUCUUGUCUCCCCAACCGGACUGUAAUCACCAUAAAGAAAGGGACCAGAUUCUAAGCAAAAGAUUGCCCCGACCAAUGUCUCGCAAAAAUGUUAAUAGAUUUUAGCUAAACUCUCUGAUAAAGUGCAACAUUUCCUAAACAAUGUUCACAAGGAACUGUAACAUGGUUUCACCUAAACUUUCGCCAAAGUGGUUUACAAAGUUAGGUUAAAUAUCCCAUGUAUCCCAUGUGCUUUCAAGCCUGUGCACUCAUUAAGGGCUUACAAAAUGAACUGAAAACAAAAUAAAAAUUAUAACUACCUACACAUACAGCCCUUUAAAGUUUAGGCAGGACUUCAUGUAUCUUACCUCAUUUGAGCUUCAUAGUAAAAUAGGUAUGAGAAGUAUCAUUAUGUCCAUUUUCUAGAUAAAGAAACUGAGACUCAGCUAGGAAGUAUGAGGUAGGACUUGAACUCAGGUCUUCCUCACUCCGUUCUAGCUACCAUGCCAUGCCCUGUUCAGAACCUGGGUCACAGCAGUUAUCACAAGCAAGGAUCAGAUCAGUGGUUGGUAAAGGCAGUGGGUGAGGGUUCAAAUAGCAAAUAAUGGAAUGAGGGGCCCAAUGAGCAGCAUCAGGAAAGUCCUAGCAGGAGAGAUUAAGGAACCCAUCUUUGAGAGACAGAGCAGGGUAAGAGGUGCUAGGUAGGUGAAGUCACUGGGAAACUGGUACAAGGCAGGAACUUGUCACUAGGAACUUGGAUGUGUUGAUUGUUUAGUAGUGAAAAGACUACUAGAUUUUGAAGUCAAAAGGCUUGAAUUUGAAUACUACCUCUGCUAUUCAAAGUAUUUUCUCUCUUAUUUCCAGUUUCCUCAUCUUUAAAAAUAGGUGGCAGGGGCUGGCCUAGAUCAAAAGGGUCAAACUCCAAGGGCCUCACAGAAUUCUGAGUGCCCUGUAACCAGACUAAAAUGUAAUGGGGAAAUGUUUAAGAAAAUAAAUAAAAAUACAAUAUAGCAUCGAUCAUA